Mycena citricolor is the source of this 7475-nucleotide messenger RNA. The record is from the annotation of a GenBank genome assembly. Lineage: Eukaryota; Fungi; Basidiomycota; Agaricomycetes; Agaricales; Mycenaceae.
GCCAUUUCGAAAGUGAUCGACGUUUUCGGAUCACGCACCAAUCACGCGACUUGCUCCAUUUUUUUUACCCGUUUAACUUUCUCCUUGUCCUGAAGAAAAGAACAGGAAUUUCCCCGCCCGUAUCAAAGCUAAACAGCUUCCAAGAGCGGAGAAAUUAGAGUUAAACAAUCCAAGGUGGCGGAGGAUUCCUGCACUAGAUGUCCGUGAGCCUAUCCUGCCCCGUUGCUAUCAACAAGAGCACAUACACAAUAUGUAUGUUGCCUCGAGGAGUCCCGUUCUUCUAUGUGACCCUAUUUCAAUCGACUUGUGACCCCGCCUGCCGAAAUUGAAAUUGACGGCGGGGGUGUCUUUCAUAUUUGCAUUCGUCCUUUGCUCCCACCCGCUCGAGAUUCUCCGCGUCCACACAUACAUUCGGCCCUGACAGAUCUGCCCGUGCACCAGCCGUGUCUAUCUCGGGCCCUUUAAAUCCACCGGAUGUCUCGAUCUUCUCAAGAUGGCACUUUUGCACGGACUCCUCCAACUGGACCACGGAAUAAGAAGGAAACAUGGACCAGACACCCUGCGGAACUUGACUUCCUUUGUCCGACAAGCAUAGAGGACACGGAGAUCAUCGACUAUCUUCGCGACCACGUCUUCAGCGUUCCACCUCGUGCACACUCGACGUCCCCAUCCGCUUACGAUGAGAGAGGAGAGAGUAGCGCGUUCUUUGGUGUCGUGUGUCAAAUCAACGGCCAGCGCGUGGAGGUCCAACUACCCGUCCAGUACCGUACCCCUGUCUUAUGGGUCGUCGAGUUUCUCUGGACAAUGAUUCGGUCGAGUCUGACCGCAGAAUCGCCUGAGGCGACGUGGCCCGCCGUCAGGUAUGAGAUUUGGCAUGUUGCACGGCUGUGCCAGAGUCUCUUGGAGCAAGCCCAUCGUGCGAGGGAUCUGACGAGUCGUUGGCGCUCUUUGUCUUUCGACCGAGCACUGCGGCGCUACUCGCUCGGCUACUUUCGUUCAGCUAACGAGGACAUGAAACAGUUUGAGCGCGUUUUUAGCGAACAAGACUACCACAAAGACGAUAUCUUGGCUUUUGAUUGGACCUCCAGGGAAUUCGAGAAGCGCAGCAAUAUCAGGCUGUCCGCUGAUCAGCUGUCAGGUGGAGUUUCAGCCGAGGAACUGCAGGCAAGGCUGCAAAUCGAUCCAGGACCCAGGGCAUUCCGCUGGGCAAGUCCAGGGAACUCAUAUCCUGCAAUGAAGGGCAGUCCUUCCUCUACCCCCAAGAUUACUGCUCGCCCCCCUCGCUACCACCCAAACGACGAUUCCGUUGACAAUCGGCGCGUCAAGUCGCGUCGCGGCUCCAGAUACGAGGAUGCAUCUGCAUCGCCAGCCGUUUCUAAUCGGACGCCACCGGCAAAUCUGGGUCUGAGCCCACUUGCGCCGCCAGUUCCAGCUGAGAUGGUGGCCCAACCCGUCAUGGAUCUGUCUCAUCAUUCUUUUAUGCCUCCGCCGAUCCAAAGACCGGUGACUACGAGACUGUGCUCUGCUUCUAAUGGAGAGCGGACGACCGACCCCCGCAAGCGUUUAUCUGGCUGCAUUUCACUGCCACCAACGGCCCCGUCAAGUCCUGUCGCCUCCACAUCUCGGCUUGCGGUCCAUUCUGGUGCGGCCCCGCCGAUCCCGCCCGAAUGUCCGCCCCAUUCCGCAUUUGUGUGUGCGCCGGAGCGGGCAGGCUUUGCUGUCCCUCGGACCCCAACACCUUCUCGCGGGGACUUUUGGAUUGAGCUCAUGGGUCCCCUGAGAGCAUCCGCCUCUGAAAUGAUCAAGGCUGAGGAUAUGGAUGACGAUCGGAUGGCUGUCGAUCCGCAGCCCGUGCUCGGCCACAUCGACCAACCACUCAUCACCCCGCGACAGACACCGGACCGCGUCCAUGCUGGGUCGUUCUACCCGUCUCCCUCUCCGGACCAUCCGCGCCAUCCGCAACGCUCGAUGCAGCGAGAGCCGGAAUUCGAUCUCCAGCUCACCCCAACCACGCCAUUUAUGGGUACCGACAUGGCCGCCUUCGUAAACAUCCUCGAAUCCAUGGGGAAGGAGAUGGCGGCGUUGCAAUCUCGGGUGGCUUUCUUGGAGCUGCAGGUAGCGGAACAACCUGCUUCCCCAACCCUUAAGAGUUUCCAUCAGUUGCGGCAUCUGCUCGACAAGAUGGAGGAAGACUGAGUCGCAGAUCUGUCUAUCUGCCCCUCCGUUGUGUGCUGUAUAUAUCUCCAUCUAUCUUCUACAAUACUUACAUACUGGUCUGUCCACCGGCUCGAGUUCGAAGCCUUCUUGGCUAUUUUAAAUCCUUCUUGGCGCAUGAGCGCUUGAGCUUUCAUCAGUUUCGAAUUGUAUUAUGGUUUGCUGCGGUCAACUGCGGUCUGCCAAAUGAUUAUCAGCAGGCAAGUAUGGCUGGACCCAACUUAUUCCUCUUAAACUUGUGUAAUUUGCACACUCAGCCUCUCCUCACACACGACUUGCCCACUACUAGAUUUCCUGACAUGAGUGACUCCACCCCUCUCCUUGCUGAUGUGGAAGGUGUCGAUUCGCAAGGAUCCAGUCUCAAGACCGCCGAUGCGACCUCCCAGACCGGCAAACCCGCGUUUAAGUUCGAUGCCAGGACGGUCCUGAUACUGGGUGAGACCUUUCAGUGUCGUUUCAAGGUGGAAUUAACAUCCUGUGGUAUCAGCGUCUCUCGUCGUGGUCGAAGUCAUCUGGACGUUGUUCAUCGUAAUGAUGGCCGCUGCAAGCUGCCCCAGUGAGUCAUAAUCUCGUCGCAAGAAUCUCCAUCGAGACUUUCGAUAGAUAUCCUUAUGAUAUUGAGCGUCAUUCUCUCGGUGCCUACCGCUCUGUUCUUGGGUCUGCUGUGAGCCACUAUCACGAGUGCUGCCCAUUGUAGUCGUCUGACCGUCUACCAGUUUAUACGCUGGACGCCGGCAUCCUAUCGCGACACAACUCAAUCAGGGUCCAUUCUCUUUAUCUUUGAGACGGAACAUCGACCAAAUUUACGUCCUGGUCUUUUUCGGGUCGUUCUGGCUGGGUACGAUCCACCCACAUCUUGGCACUACAGCUCAUUGACUCCGCUUCCAAGUCCUGGCGAUUGUCAUGUCAAUAUUCUGGGUUCCGUUUAGCGUUCCGCUCUUUGCCAUCGUAGCUCUGUGUAAGUGCUCUGUUGUGGACUUCCCGCCUGUGAUGAUUCAUGUGAUCUCUCAGUGUACGGCGCUGCCUUCGCAACUUACAAACGGGCUAUCAAGCUGCACGGACGUGAUGUUGAGGUUGUGAAGAUUGUUCAUGUCACAGUCUCCAAGUGGAAGAUCGCAGAUGUGGGCGGCUACGAGGAGGGCAUGAUCCAGAUUUGAGCGCACGUGAUCGCGUUUCCGACGUGACGGACUCGGAUAGGUGACCAACAACCUCAUCCAGUCUCCAGUGUCUCUCGCUCUUCCUAUAAAUCUGUUGUACAAGCAAUUUAUGCUUUACCGCUUCAAAUUCCCUCAGAAAUCUUCUGUAAUCGACCCCACUCGAGCAGCACCGCGGCGAAAUAGCAGUCGUUCUGCCUAUCGGUCAGCACCCGCUGCGCAAAGAGCAUUCCGUUCGCCUGAAUCUGGCGUGCUUCUUUAUCAUGUGCCCGUGCCCACUCGACCUUCUCCACCAGAUCCGACAAGUCAAUCUUCACGGGGAUGUAGUGCUCAUAGGGACGCAGCCAGUCGCUGAAGUAUUCAGUGAAUGCGCUCGCCUUGAAAACGAGCGACCCGGAUCUCAGAAGACCCAGAUACCUUCCGGAAAACGUGUUUCCAUCGACAUCGAGGGCGAACUUGUACUGAUACACUUCUUCGCGAGGACUGAAACCGCCUGGGACGAGAUACUCGGCGAUGAUGGGCCCCGCAUCGCAGUCGUACUCGGGCUUGCAGUGCUCUGCGUACCACCCCGUCAUGCGAGCGUUGAUGAUAUCCGGUCGGGAGGCAGCGAUCUUGACGAGCCGGAAGCGGGAAAAUUUGUGAUAGUUGUCGUUCAAGAUGGUCCCUCCGUUCGACGAACCCCGCCAGUCUGGGUCGAGCUUGAGAUAUCGUUCGGGCGGCUGAACUUUCCUGACCACUGCGACGAGUCGUAGUAGUAUUGGCCCGGGAACAUGAUGUCCGCGAAGCAGCUCGAGGUGGUCUUGGUCAUGCUGAGGAGCGGAUACAAGUCGGUCGUGAAGUCGGAGCUGGAGCUGAAGUUGAUGACUGCAUUGGGGACAGUGCGUCGAUUGAGGUCCCCUUCUCGGUCAAGAUCGUCCGACACUCGGCACGUUCUUUGAAGAAAUCAGAAGUGGGUGCCGGUCGGAUGCGGAAUGGUUGGGUGUCCGCGAUGGCUAGCGCCGUUUUGCGGUUUCUGGGAUCUUGGGUGUUGAAGACAACGCGGGGCUCGUCGCGGCCAUUAAUGAGGAACUCCAUAUCUGGCAGGACGUCGAGGAACUGGGCCAAGUCUUCAGUGACCAUAGGCAGAUGAAUUGGGACGAACAAACCUUAGUCAAUGUGGCCCUCCAUUCGUCAUCCCACACCGAGCCUCGAUACGUCGGCAUCUCGAUCGUGCCAUUCUCGAUCUUGAUAGUCACCAUCCCCUUUGGGUCCAGCAGCAUCUGAUGGAUACACUCUUAGCCCGAAACAUCUCCAGCCAAUCUGCACUUGCUCACUAGGCGCCGUCCCAAUUCGACCAUUCUCUUGAACUGCACCGGGUCUUCUUUUGCCAACUGGUAGAAGGGCUCGAAAUCGCGAUGAAUCUGGUGGUACUCGUCGACAAGACACUUGUGUUCUUGUGCAUAGGCGAACCACUUGUCGAAAUUCGGCGGUGGAAGGCGACCAUUCCGGAGGCUAUACUGGGUCUCUGCCUCCUCGAUUGUCUGAGAUUGUCGCUGAAACAACUCGUCGAUGCGCGUGGCGGCGAUGGAUUCCGGACUGGCUUCGACUGGUGUGGCUGGACUUGCCCUGUCGAGUGCUGCCACCGAAUCCUUGCUGUAAUCGAGCUCUAUCAGCCACAUCGGUUCUGGGCUCCCGACAAAUCCCAUGUCUUCUGGGAAGCCUGGCUCCGAAGGAUAGACAUGAUAGACGACGACGACCACUACGACGCCCGCCAAUAUCGUGCAGACGCGGCCCCAGAAUGUCAUCCUGCUCGUUCGCAUCGGCAAUAGUGUGACCGGAAGGAGAUUGCUCGAGGCCUGGCUGUUGGAGCGUUCUCUGCCGCUGAGAUAUAUCAUCGCGAGAAAGCAAACCGGGUGUGCGUGUCUCAGCUAUCCGGUCGUGCUUAUGAAGGAGAGGGCAUGUGGUGUGUCUCAUUCAAGUCUCAUACUAGCCGCUUAGAUUUCUAGUGCGCGCGCUGAGCUGCCAGAUGUCGUCCGUCUAGGGCAUGAACAGACCCCAACGUUACUUGUAUUCCAUUUACAGCGAGAAGCGUCGAUAUACCCCCAUGGAACUGAGAAUGCCUGAGAUCUCUGCCCUCUCUGCCCUUAUUGUCAGCUGCAGCCAUUCUACGAAGCGUGGGCAAACACGUAGCUCGCCGGCACGUACUGGGACCUUGAGCUGUAUGGGAUCCGAGUUGAGCUCACCGAGAGUAUGUGUUUAACUCGAUCGGUCGGAAGAGGAGGGGAACUUGUUACUGCGCCAUCUUGGCUUCCAGUGCUCUAGUCCCUCCGCGUGCUGAAUGGGACUGGGACUCCCGCUCUCAUCAUGCGCUCAAAAUCGACCUUGGAGAACCUCCAAAUUUUUGCGCCCGAGUGCGACGAAGACGAUAAAUCCUUACAAAACUUGCCGCCCAGCACGAUGGUGAGCUUGAAACACUGAUUAUGAUUCUAUACGGAAUGCAGCCGGACUACCAAAUGAUCCCAAAGAUCGUCUUUACUUUAUGCAAACCAGCUUGAAUAUCUUGUGAAGCCUGGACAUCCAAGUAUCCAUAGCCGCUGCCCAUCGUCACGUGGACGAGCGCGCAAUCCGGAUCCCAUGCGAUGGGGUUUGUCUCUCUUUGACCCACGAUUGCGAAUGAGAUGACCUAGAACAAAGCAAGGAGUAUGUAAAUAUAAGCUAGUCCGAUUCCCAAACCUCGCAGGUUCGACUCGUAACAGGUAAACAAGAUGAGCGCGAGGGGCAGCAAUGCAAAGGCUAGCAGAAUCGGCGAUGCACCGAGAGACACCAGGUAGGUUGUGUUCGUCGGAUUAAACAACAUCGCGCGCACAUCACAUCUGUAAUCGGAGACGUCGAAGGAAGGGAGGACAGUGUAUUGGGGGCUGUGCGCGUGGGCACGAUAAAAGAACACCAGCGCCGCAAUGGAGGCUCCGAACUGCCCCAGCGCCGCAGGGGUCAACACCCAACUUAGCGGCGUAUAGAGUCGCGCCGGAAUGUCUCGCUCCAAGGUGACGAGGUACCCAAUGACAGUGAGCACCGCAACGGGCGAGAGCAAGGCGUGCGACCCAGCCUGGUCGCGGAUGAGGACAAUGAAGGAGUGCCACCAAAGAAUUGUCGUAACGAGUGAAUAUGAAAGCAGUCCAUAGAGCUUGAUCGCACUGAAUGUGGUUCGCGCGGUUUUUUGCGGUCGGAUGAAGAUCGGGUCGCUGGAUUCACAAGUGAGCGCUCUCGCAGUGAUCGGAGGAUAGCGAUUAUACGCAAAAAUCGUCUGUCCGCUCGACCGCAGAGAACUCAUACUCUUCGAAGUGAUCCUGGUCGUUGGGGCUGAACCGCAGCCAAAGACCGGCCGCACCGAGCGCCCACGUCACGAUGUUGAAAAAGACAUUGACCCAUCAGAGCGUAAAGGCGCCGUCCGCAGGCAAACUCGAUAGAACUGUGUAGUUCCAGAAUCUGUCGCAGAACUCAGCUGCAGAGAGCGAGCCAUUUGUGAUCAGCUGAGUACCGGCACCGACAUCUGGGAUCGGGACUGUCGCGUUAGGCGGCGCUUCAGUCGGGCAGGGACCAAAAUGCGUGUUCUUGUAGAGCCCAAAGUGGGUUUCAUUGAGAGCGAAGGAGGAAGAGGCGGAGAAGAUCGACACAAUGAGAAGGACAGCAAUGCGCGGUGGAAUCAUCAAGGUAAUUGUCACUGGCAAGAGGGCCUGGGAAGAUGGUGUAGAUGGAACCCAUGUACAUGAGGGCAGUGUCAGGGCGCCGAGGCAUUAGCGUUAUCUUUUGAAUGCAAGGAAGUCUAGACCUAGACAGUCGCGGUGAUUGUCAUUUCGAGCAUGGUGAACGGUGGUUGGGCGACUAGUCUCGUAAACAGCACUUUCUUCCUCUCAAUCGCAGACUUACUACGGAGACAUACCCAACUCUGGAUCCAUGGACGAGGUUCAGUAAUGCCCUGCCCUCGAAACGUCUUAUUCCUACUUGCUCUAGAAUGGUCUGCUGACGCAAGUUACCCACCUCUGGGUCUGUGAGUCCUCUUAACCUGACCCUCCCGGAUCCCCUAGUAUCGAGCAAUAUUGUCACCAUUCGAUCCGACGGAGGAGUAAG